AUACGGCCGACCAGUCACCACUCAGGCGGCGUAUCUACUGCUGUCCGACACGCGAUCUCUUUUUCUCCUUCUCUUAAGCGCGCUGGUUUUCUCUUUUCUCUCUCUCUCUCUCUCUCUCUCACUUUCUCCCUCCCCCUCUUCUCUCUGUCUCAUCUUUUCUUUCUAUUUCUCUCUUUCGUCUGCCGAUCGUACCUCCGCCGGUUUCGUUGAGGACGCGAGGUCCAGGAAAAAGAAAACAUUGUGGUGCCUGCGUGCGUGAUCGACGGGACUGCGUUCGAUCCGCGAAUUGAUUCGAAGGGUGAAGGGCGAAGUUAGUGACGUUUGAUCUACGAUGCGUCUCAUUAAUUUUGAGACCAUCAUUAUUCCUUGAUUUUGUCAUUGAAGUUAAGGGAAACAAACAGGGUCCAAUCAUGCACAAAUAACUGCGGGGAAGGACAGAGUGAUGGGAAGAGUGUCCAUGUGUCAGUGACCGCGCAAGUGUAUAUUGGCAACCGAUAGUGCACGGGAUUACCGUGAAGAGAUCAACGUGCCAGUGUCGGAUGGUGAUCGUAAAGUAGAUGUAUUCAUGGGCCACCCUCCAACCGCCCUGAUUGCGCUGUUCUUCUUCCCCUCGCGUUUCGCACGUAGAAAGUGUCGUUUAGAUUAAUGGAUGCACGUUGAAGACAUCGUGCAGAGUGUCUUCCUCUCUUGAUUUCGUUUUAAGAAAAACGUGUGAGCUUUCAUAUACAAUCUUUCGUUCGAGCCCUGAGAGAAGCAAGUUGUCACAUCCCUCUGUUCUGCGUCCCUCGGAAGAAGUGUCUUCCAUCGAGUUAUUUACGUUCCGUUCGUCUAAAUCCGCGCAACUAUCAACCUGGGUGUUCCUUGGACAAUCAUUGAAUCUAAAUCAAUCUCUCGCUGACAACGAGAAUGUAACACCCGAACCAGAAGUAAGGCCGAGAAACGAAGCUGAAAAGAAACCAUAGCAAAUAGCUGCAUAGAAGUUCUGGAGUAAGACCAAGAGCAAAAGCCAAAGCGACAGCCGUCAAGGCUAGCAUGUACUGAUGAAGAGCCGAAGGUCGCGGAGGAUCUUAUCGGAGCACGGAAUCACGAGAUUGUCGCUCACGUGGCAAGGCGAAUCGUUAUCCGGACACGCCGUUCGUCUAGCUUUCCCCUCGACAAGAUAUUUGCUCGGGAAGGUGGUCACAACGCAACAAACGACGGUGACGAGUUGUCCGGGUGGCGGAGGCGGAGGAGGCGGUGGUGGCGGCGGCGGUGGCGGCGACGGUGGUGGUAGUGGUGGUGACGGCGGUGGCGAUCAGGAGACGCUUCCGUAUGCAGGCGCAACGGACACGGUAGAGGAGGUGGAGGUAGAGGUCGACGAGGUUAAGAUGGAAGCAGAGGACCAUUUGGCGAGGGAGUAUGUGCAGGAGUUUGUCCUCGAUCAUCUGGAUCCCGCCGACGUCAAGCGAGAGGUACGAAUGGGUUCGCCGACCGUGAUGGUGAACGGUAGCGUGGUGCAGCUUUCGGGACCGGUGCAACCGCAGGCUUUGACUCUGGCGCCGCUGACGCCGCCUGCGCACGAGCUGGAGCAGCCGCAUCCGCUGUACGGCCAGCCGCACAUUCAGGUGCAACACGGCGUCCUGGUGAAGGCACCGCCGGGCACAGCGGCGCAUCUCACCACGCUGUCGCAUCCGGGCACGCCGCCGGACACGCCGCCGGUCUCGGCCUCGCCGCCGCCGUUGCAGCUGCACCGCGGCGACCGGGAGCUGCGAGAGCCGCGCGAUGCCCGCGACCGCGGCGGCAUAUUGUUGCAGUUGCAGCAGCCGGGGCUGGUGCAGGAGGAGAUAGGAGUGAGCGCGGGUGGCAUGGGCUGGUUGACGCAGUCGUUGAGGCAGGAGCCGCUAGACCUGAGGCCGCAUUGCCCUCAGGAGCAAACCCCGGAGUCUCAUCAUGAGCCAUGGUCGUCCACGUCGGCGCAUCAUCAUUUCCAGGAGUUACAGCAACUGCCGCGACCUGCCAGACACGCGGGUGGUUACUUGACGAUGUCGAGUCAUCUCGAUUAUUAUGGCGGUCCUGGCGCAGGAGGUGGCAUGAUUCCCGGGAACGGAGGUGUAAUGCAAGGAAUAGAAGACAGCAUGCAGGGCAUGUCAUUGCAACCGGGCAGGCCCUUGAGUGUGUGUUCAGUGAGCUCUUGCGGCGUCGGUGGGCCCAGUCCGGCCCAUCGUGCGAGCAACGGCCUGUACUCCAAUUGCAACGGCUCGAAUCCUCAGGACGAGCUGAUGAACGACGAGCUCCUGAUGUCGCUUUCGGUGCGCGAGCUCAACAAACGUCUUCAUGGAUGCCCGCGAGAGGAGAGAACCCUGGUCAUGUGCAAAGGUUGUGAGGCUGAAGCAAAAGCGGCGGACGUUGAAGAAUCGCGGUUAUGCACAGAACUGCCGCAGCAAGCGGCUGCAGCAACGCCACGAUCUCGAAACCACCAAUCGGAAUCUGCAGAACGAGCUGCAACGUACGAAGGUCGAGCUGUCGCGGCUUCAGCAGGAGUGCGAUCUUUACAAGCAGCGAUACGAGAUGCUGAGAUCGCAACAGAGCCACCACCACAAUCACAAUCAGAACCAUCAUCAGCAGCAGACGUCGCAGCAGCAGCAGCAGCAGCAGCAACACAGGACGCAAAGCCAGCAGCCACAUCCGCAGCAGCAGCAACAACAGCAACAUCAACCGGCACCUGCGAGUCCCGAAGUCUACCUGUGACAUCGACAGCGCCGAGGAGGCGCUUGUUGGACUUGAAGAAUCUUUCGUUGCCGGUUGAUCGAUGGAUUCUCCAUUGCUUGACCACGGAUUGCAAAGAAUCGGCGGGAUCGCGAGAAGCAGUUUUUCAAUCGAGACUUAAGCACUCUCUAAGCUAUAUACGUGUAUAUAACGCUCAAUUUCUUGAUUUAUAUCGUUAUUUUCGGGCCGCACGACCGAAUGCUCGGCUGUCGAUGGGCUGAUCUUGUAAAACAUGUAAGCGGUUACUUCCCGUAACUGAAGUAUCAAUAGAUUAAAGGCAUCUAGAUGAAUCAACGUAGCAUAUAUGUGUUAGGCUGGGCGACUUCGUCGAGUAUUCUGCGAACAUACGAAGGCAAAAAGAUCGCCGUAGAGCAAACUGAGCCGAGAGAAAAGCUUGCGUUAAGUAACGUAGUAUUAAGACAUCUGUGUCCUGUUUGUUAUGUAAUUCUUAGCAAAUGGUUUUAUAUAGUUACGUUUCGUUAUUAAUAAUAUUAUUCAAUGGAACGUGUGCGGGUAUCCGAAAUCAUAUUGAGGCUUGUGUGAGAUGAAAUUCGACUGGCUUGAAACUGCUCGGAAUCUUAAAAGUUUCUCAGCACUCAAAUGUCCGAGCAUUUGUAGCUUCAGAUAUAGGUUGAUAUAAAUAGAAAUGAGACGUCAUUGCAAUUGAUGUUUCGAGUUACGUUGUACGCUCCCUUACAGCACAAAAUAUUGCUAAAUAUUGCAAAAAUAUUGCAACAUAUUACAAACAUUAUAGAAAUAUUUCAGAAACAUUGUAAUUAUAAUCCUGGUAGAAAUCUGUGCACUUUUACUAGACACCUAAUCAGUUACUGUCUAGUAUUACUGCAUUCUUAUUAAUUGUAUUAAUACUGUGUAGGAAAUGGACAAGAAUUUGAUAAAAUUUUAUUCGAUAACUGAAACAGUUUUCCUGGUAAAAAUAUGUACAGUUGCGUAGGCAACUGCCCAGUUAUUGUCUAGUAUUACUGCAUCUUAUAGAUGCAUCGAAACUGCGCAAGAACUGGAAAGGAACUGAACAUAAUUUUAUUAAGUUUUAUAUAUUCAGAGUUCAGAUACUGCUCAUUUUUUGUGCCCCGUAACUGCAGACAAAACAUUACGUCUUGAUCAGGACCCCAACAAUUUUAUUCGUCAGUUACUGGGCAGGAGUUAAUAUAACUGUUCAUUAACUGCUUACAAAUUGCACGAAAUUUCUACCAAGGUAGAAAUGUUGAUGUAAAUCUUUCCGUAAAUAUAUAAUGCAAUAUAUCAAUCUUACAAAAUAAUAUUCAUGAAAUGUCUCAGAAAUAUAUUUUGUUGUAUAGGGACUACGUAAUUAAAAUCUCAAAGUGAACUUGAAUUGAAAAUUCUGUACGUUAACAAACAAUUUCUGGCACCCGCUCACUGCUCGCUAUCACGUAUUUGACUUUAUGAACAUAUUAAAGAGGAAGUUGUCGCAAUUGCAAUUUGAUCUCGAAGAAAGAAGAAAUUGUUAUAGACCUUGCGACUUUAAUUAAGACUUGAUUUACCUUAUAUAAAUGAGGAGGGUCCGAAGUUGAGGCCGAAACGUUUUAAACUGUUUUGAUGUAAUAGAUAAAAUAAAGUACGUUCUGUUAAUAACAGUUGGCUCACAUAGACCACGUCCAAUCUUUUUGUCUCGAAGAAAAUUUCGGACAUUACCUAACCCAAUACUUUCGGAUAUCUCACACUCGUGUAUUAUUCUCCAGUUCCGUUCGUGACUCGGCAGAUAUUUCGCGUUUAUCAUCUAUUCAUCUCAUUCGAUCUCAUAGAUUAUGAUCAAGAUUCCGAUCGUAUUUCGAGUCGUCCCAUCUAUUUGCCUGAGCUUCUGUUUUUAGAGAUUCGAAUGACUGUGCACGUCGAAGAAAAUCACUUGACGAUCCGCGCUCGUUUUAUUUGGCGGAAAUUGAGACCAUGUUGCAUAAUUUCGGUGCAUUCAAAUUUGUAUUUGAUUCAACAGGGAAAGUGCACAUAAACUCGAUAAUAUCCACCAGAUAGAUAAAUUUUCGAUUUAAUGCAUCGUAUCUAGAUACUGAUGUGUGUCAUAAUUAAUAUGUUACUAUUUUGUCAGCAGUAAUCAGUGACAGGUUGUGCAUUAGAUGCAAGUGCGCGCCUGAAAUUUUGUUGUUACAAGGCCACAAAAGAAAUAAAAUGUUUUUAUUUCGUUUUAUUAAUUAAUAAGUUAAAUACAAUAAUAACAAUAAUAAACAAAUAUUUCGUUGUGUUCAAUGAUGUUAUUUCUUUUUUUACAGAGGGCAUUAUUUUUCCAUGCUAUGAAUAGAAAUGUGUUCAGCGUCUAAUAGAAUUAUUAGUAAUGUUUGACGUUUUAACUGACCUUUUAACUGACGUUUUAACUGACUUCAUGCUACAUAAUAGGCUUAGAACGUUUUUGAAGAAAUCUAAGAAACGUUCAGAAUAGAUAUAUAUAAUAUAAUAUAAAUUUUGGUUCCAUUUUUGGCAAGUUAAUUUGCUUUUUUACUAUUAAUGUAUUAAAAGGGUUUUUGAUUAUUGACAGAGUGUCCCAAAAUUGCCGGGCAAUACUUUAAUAGCACGUAUUCUAGAUCUUGGUCGGAGUUGAAAAUUCUAAUAGAGAUAAACGUCGAGGAAAUUAAGGAGAUAUUGUAGAAGUGUGCAAAUAAAAUAUGGGACACCCUGUAUAUAUAUGUGUGAUUUAUAUACAUAUUUCUAUUGAUAUGUUUAAAGUUUUUUCGUUUAGAGGUUUAUAUAUUUAUAUGAGAUAUACACGUAAUAUUUAUGUGACUAUUUUUUCAUGAAAAGUAGGACAAAUGUAUAAAAAGACAAUAUACUUGCUUUUCUCUCGUACAUCAAUGGACCAGUAUCUAACACGAUCUCCAUUUCCAAGAAAGAAAAGAGAAAUUGUACUUUGGACUUUUAAAGAGGGAGCGAGAUCAUCAUAUCAAAUGUCGCCUAAGGAUUUCAAAAUACCAAAAUCCGCCAUUGUAAAUAGGCAUUAUAUAUGACAGCCUACGAUACGAUACGUUCUUUCUGAAAAUGCUUCUAGGAAAUAUAUGUAAUAAAUAUGAAGUUGUAUAUGCAGAGUUAGUCACCUAAAAAAAAAAGCAGAACUUUUUAACAUUUCUCUUGCAUUCGAAGGUAACGCCAAAUGUACUUUAUGGCGAAUUUAAUGUUUACACCGUCGCAAAUAAAUACGAGAAUUGGACUUUUAUGUGCCUAGUAACAAUAUCUGAACUCACUGAAAUUGCGGUGAUAUCAAACUCAAAAGUUAUUUACAAAAGUAUUUCGGUGUAAGUGAACUUAUUGUGCCAACUUAUUCAUAGCGACAUAUUGUAAUUUAAUUUUUGUUAAUCUGUUAUGUGAGCAAAGAGAGAGAGAGAGAGAGAGAGAGAGAGAGAGAGAGAGAGAGAGAGAGAGAGAGAGAGAGAGAGAGAGAGAGAGA
Molecule: messenger RNA, 6172 nt
Organism: Odontomachus brunneus
Lineage: Eukaryota; Metazoa; Arthropoda; Insecta; Hymenoptera; Formicidae
Gene: tj
Product: histone-lysine N-methyltransferase 2D-like
Exons: 6
Coding region: 1041-2966 (641 amino acids)
Biological process (GO): regulation of transcription by RNA polymerase II
Cellular component (GO): nucleus
Molecular function (GO): RNA polymerase II cis-regulatory region sequence-specific DNA binding; DNA-binding transcription factor activity, RNA polymerase II-specific
Source: RefSeq, a predicted model, not a curated record